CAAAUAAUGGAUAAUAGAAUUCAAGCAAAACUUAAGCAGGGAUGAAGGAGUGGAAAAGUAUAUAACAGAAAUAGAUAUAUGGGCAGCCCAAAUAUUUUCCCCAAACCACCUGUUCAUAUAUGCUACUAUUUCUUUCUUAAGUUGCCAAAUGCCAACAAAUAUAAAAUGCAAACGAAAAUCCGAAUCUUAAAUAAUUAUUAAUUUCCUCAUAUAAACCUAAUUUAUAGGAACAAUAUAAAUGCUUCGAAAUAUAGGAAAUAAACCAAACCGGCAGUGAGACCAAAGUAAUAGUACGUCGUCGUUUAAUCCGUGUAGUUUAAUCCUUCCGGUGAGAGAAGACUUUGUAUGCCUGCGAUCGUUAUAGAUGAGGAGGUGAUUGACCGCUAACAUAUCUAACAUUAUUAUUGUCUUUUGUGAUUUUAUUCCUUUUGCAAUUGGAACACUUGCCACCUACUCCUUUUAAAGUUCCUCGACUCAGCAUGCACUCAUCCCACAAGCACUCGGUGAGGAAGUAUUCGAGUUUCUGGAAUUUUAGUGAACAUGGAGAAAAAUAACAACAUAACCUGCAAAAUCUGCAAUAAGUGUUUCUCCACCGGAAAAGCCAUAGGGGGCCACAUGAGAUCUCACUUGGUCAAAUUGCCAAUACCUCCCAAGCCUGACCCAGAGAAUCAAGCACUUGACAACUCUAACAAGUUAACCAACCAUGCAAUUCAAGCUCCUUCCUCAAUGAAUUUCCAUCCCGAAAAGAAACCUGCACAAAAUCUUCAAUCUCCGAAACACAGCUUCUUAGCCUUUUUUUCAAAAGUAAACAUAGAAAAUAGAUUUCUGCCAUACCCUAAAAACCCAACCCGUAAAAGAUCCAAAUGUCGCCGACAAAUUAUUAAAGCAGUUGAGAAAAGAUCUGAGCCAAAACAAGAGAGUUCAACAUCUGAAACCCCUCGUGCAAAAGAAGCAGCUAGGUCCUUGAUAUUGCUUUCCAAAGAUAAUUGGCCAGCAAGCAAAGAGAUCAAGACGCAAGAGAUGGAGGGAGCCAACCAAAUGUUUACAAAAGAUAAUGAAAAUGGCAAAGAUGCCUUACUUGUUCAGACUCCCACUCAAGUUACGUUCAGGUGUUUAGAUAAAAAAACAGUCGAAUGCCCAUCGUGCUCCAAGAUGUUCAAAUCUAAACAAGCACUCGGCGGGCACAAAAAGGUACACUUAAACAACCCUAAGGUUGCUAAUGCUCACAAUAAAUUUGUGGACAAGUCGCUAGACCUUAAUUUUCCAGCUUUUAGAGAUGAUGAAGAUGUUGGCCAAAUCAAUUUUCCAACCAUGGGCAAUGGAAAAUAAUUAUCUAACCUUCAUGACUAAGCAAAUGAGAAAAAAAAUUACAAAGUUAGUUUG
Molecule: messenger RNA, 1383 nt
Organism: Arachis duranensis
Lineage: Eukaryota; Viridiplantae; Streptophyta; Magnoliopsida; Fabales; Fabaceae
Product: zinc finger protein ZAT1-like
Exons: 1
Coding region: 541-1329 (262 amino acids)
Biological process (GO): regulation of DNA-templated transcription
Source: RefSeq, a predicted model, not a curated record